This is a messenger RNA of Tetrahymena thermophila SB210, 528 nucleotides long. Its product is annotated as phospholipid hydroperoxide glutathione peroxidase. The transcript has a single exon. The record is from RefSeq and is a predicted model, not a curated record. Gene Ontology annotation, molecular function: glutathione peroxidase activity. Gene Ontology annotation, biological process: response to oxidative stress. NCBI's taxonomy places the organism in Eukaryota, Ciliophora, Oligohymenophorea, Hymenostomatida, Tetrahymenidae.
AUGAACGGUUCAGAACAAAUUCAGAGCGAAGCCACAAGCUUAUAUGAUCUUUCAGCCAAUAACAUCAAUGGUGAGAAUACUCCUUUAAAAAAUUUCAAUAACAAAAAAGCUAUCAUCGUUGUUAAUGUUGCUUGCUAGUGUGGUUUAACUUCUGAUCAUUAUACCUAAUUAGUCUAAUUAUACAAGCAAUAUAAAUCUUAAGGUUUAGAAAUUUUAGGUUUCCCCUGCAACCAAUUUGGAGCAUAAGAACCUUGGGCUGAGUCUGAAAUCCUUUCAUAUACUCAAAAGACAUUCAACGUAGAAUUCCCUCUUUUCUCUAAGAUUGAUGUAAAUGGAGAAAAUACUCAUCCUGUUUACAAAUACUUAAGAAGAAAUUCAGAAUUAUUCUAAAAUAAUGCUGCAACUAAAAUACCUUGGAAUUUUGCUAAAUUUUUAGUUGAUGGAAAGACAGGUAAAGUUGUUUAAUAUUUCAGCCCAAAAGUUAAUCCCGUAGAAAUGGAAUAGUAAAUUAAAUAGCUAUUACUUUGA